Messenger RNA from Xyrichtys novacula (pearly razorfish), 2247 nucleotides. The record is from the annotation of a GenBank genome assembly. Lineage: Eukaryota; Metazoa; Chordata; Actinopteri; Labriformes; Labridae.
AUGAGGUUUGUACGGGUCGUUUCCUCGCCGUUUGACCGUGUGACCACAUCAUAUCGUCUCUUCUUCAGUUUCAUGAAACCUUUUUUCUUCAGUGUGAGGAGGAGAAAAAAAUCCACUCAGAGGUGAACUCCUGUCUGCUCUUUGUCUGUCCGUGUCAGUGCACAGACAGACUUUAGACCUGUUCGUGUGUUCUCUAACGGCCCACAGAGCAGAGGGGAUGGAGGUCCUCCAGACGGUUUCUCUGUACGAGAGUUUCCAGAAGAGCUCUUCAUGUUUCCUCUGAUGUCAGACUGCAGAGGAAGGAGAGGAGGAAGCAGCUGGAGCGGUUUUUCUCAGAACAUGAAAAAGGAUCUGCUGUCUGUAUAAAAGGAGGAGAGAGCAGCCGUCACACCCAGACCCAGACCCAGACCCAGACCUGGUCCUGAAGAAGAUUAAAGGCUCUCAAACAGAAUCAGAUCAUCCGUCUCCAGGAAACAUGAGGACUCUGCUGGCUCUCCUGAUCCUCACUCUCAUCUGCAUCCAGCAUCACAGCGCAGCAGGUCAGCGUCUCACCUGAGGUUCACCUGAGAGUCAUCUGUGUUUGUGUGUCUCAUGUGUUCAUGUGUUCAUGUGUUUGUGUGUUUCAUGUGUUCAUAUGUUUGUGUGUUCAUGUGUUCCAUGUGUUUUUGUGUUCAUGUGUUCAUGUGUUCAUGUGUUCAUGUGUUUGUGUGUUUCAUGUGUUCAUGUGUUUGUGUGUUUCAUGUGUUCAUGUGUUCAUGUGUUCAUGUGUUUGUGUGUUUCAUGUGUUUGUGUUUCAUGUGUUCAUGUGUUCAUGUGUUUGUGUGUUUGUGUGUUUCAUGUGUUCAUGUGUUUGUGUGUUUGUGUGUUUCAUAUGUUUGUGUGUUUGUGUGUUUCAUGUGUUUCAUGUGUUCGUGUGUUUGUGUGUUCAUGUGUUUGUGUGUUCAUGUGUUCAUGUGUUUCAUGUGUUCAUGUGUUCAUGUGUUUGUGUGUUUGUGUGUUUGUGUGUUCAUGUGUUCAUGUGUUUGUGUGUUUCGUGUGUUCAUGUGUUCAUGUGUUCAUGUGUUUCAUGUGUUUGUGUGUUUGUGUGUUUGUGUGUUCAUGUGUUCAUGUGUUCAUAUGUUUGUGUGUUCAUGUGUUUGUGUGUUUGUGUGUUCAUGUGUUCAUGUGUUUCAUGUGUUUGUGUUCAUGUGUUCAUGUGUUCAUGUGUUCAUGUGUUUCAUGUGUUCAUGUGUUCAUGUGUUUGUGUGUUCAUGUGUUUGUGUGUUUCAUGUGUUCAUGUGUUCAUGUGUUUGUGUGUUUUCAGUCCCGACUGGAGUUAAACUGACCAAUGAGAAGUCCUGCUGCGGACACUUGAAGGACGUGAAGGUUCCUGUCAAACUGCUGAAGACGGUGGAGGAGACCCCCAAAGACUGCAGCCUCCACGCCAUCAUGUAAGUCCUCCACAGGACCUUCAUCUGCAGGGAUCCUGAGCAGCUGCUGCUGAGAUCUUGUCUUCUCUUCUCUUCACUUCUGUGGUUUUUCAUAAACUCUCUCCGCUCAGAUCUUGUUGGUUUUUACUCUCGUUAAAGUAUUUUUACUAAAACUUUAGAUUCUUAAAAUCGUAAACCGACAGACUUUGGUUCCAUCGUUUCUGACUUUCCUGCCAAAUAACUGAUUUUAAAAGAAUCACAUGUGAGAACUUUAACCCACGAGGACAUGAGAGAUGUUGGAUCUUCUUUAUGGACGUGAACUUCAGCCCGCAGUCAAAGCGGAUAUUUCAGUGUCUGGAGGGUCAAACGAUCUUUAAAUCUUCUUCAAACUCUGAAAGCGUCUCUGCAGACAGUCCUGUUACACUGUCUGAAUCUGAGACAGUUUGAAAACACUCCACUAGGGGGAGCCGUUCACUGGUUUUCCUCAUAGACCUGCAGGUCUGACUGAGUUUUGAAUGUUCCGGUUGUUUCCCUCUUCAUGUCCUCUUUGCUGCAGUUUUAAAUGAACUUUGAUAAACUCCUCUGACAUGAACUCGGUCUCUGUUCGGAUCUUUUUCUUCUGUUCUCACGUCAGUGUCUGUCACUCAUCUUUGACCCUUUUCUCCACAGAGUCACCACCGUCUGUGACAGACAGAUCUGCAUCGAUCCGAGGAGCGAUUACGCCAAGAGGCUGGAAAAACUGUGGCCAACUCACAGCCAGAAGCCCAAAUCUGCCUGUCACACCACCGAACUCCCACAAGGGGGCGUCAGCAGGAACCAGACGACUGCUCGACCCUGA